Molecule: messenger RNA, 1750 nt
Organism: Oncorhynchus kisutch (coho salmon)
Lineage: Eukaryota; Metazoa; Chordata; Actinopteri; Salmoniformes; Salmonidae
Exons: 2
Coding region: 349-1137 (262 amino acids)
Source: RefSeq, a predicted model, not a curated record
UCCAACAGAAACGGACGCGUGGGUUUUUCUCUCUCCGCCUGAUCGUUGAUGGAUAUUAUUUUCUCCUACACGGCGCCCACGAACUAACUCACACGGUGACGGUACCACUUCUCUUCCGUUCUGUUUUUGUUUUGUUUUUGCCUCUCUGGAUUAUUCUUCAUCUCGAGAAAAAAAAACGUGAAAUGAAAUAGGGAGAGGAAGUACAAGGAGAAGAUAGAGAGAUAGAGAGAAAGAAAAGCUGGACAUCAGAGCAGGGUUUGGUGCUCCCGCUACACGGCAAGUCACGGACAUGCUUCAGGGAACUUGUAAUUCCAUAUCGAUAAGGGUGGCUCUACCUGGCUCUCUAUCAUGACUGAUGGCGAGGGGAGAGUCCGCUUCCUCUACACCCCCACCUCCUCUACCCCCACCCCCAUCCUCACCCUCACUCCUGCCCUCAACGUCCAGCAGGGAGGGGAGGAAAGGCGGUGCCGUGACGGAGAGGUGAGGGUUCUCAUACCGGCUCCAUUUUACCGGGAACACAACCCACACCCAUCACCGUUUUACCGGGAACACAACCCCCCGAGACGUCACCACCACGACAUCGGCUUCCCUGAUGAUGAUGAGGAAGAGGAAGGAGGCAGCAGCACAUGGAGUCCAGGGCCGGAGGAGGAGGAAGAGGUGGAGGAAAGGGAGGAGGAAGGUGCAGGAGUAGCUGCCCGUUGUGUCCCGGGGCCUCCCGUUGUCGUUACCGGCGGUAGUAGUGGUGGUGGUGUGUUCGGUAACGUGAGGAGGGAGCCAGUAACGGAGCCGGUAACGGAGCCGGUAGACCCAGUGGACCUGCUGUCUGAAGAUGAGGAGCAGCAGCCAUAUCCAGCCCUCGCCCCCGUAGUCUUCUUCUGCAUCAAACAGACAACGCGUCCUCGCAGCUGGUGUCUACGCACGGUCUGUAACCCAUAUCCUUUACUGCUGGUCUGUACUGGUCUGUACUGGUCUGUACUGGUCUGUAACCCAUAUCCUUUACUGCUGGUCUGUACUGGUCUGUACUGGUCUGUAACCCAUAUCCUUUACUGCUGGUCUGUACUGGUCUGUACUGGUCUGUACUGGUCUGUAACCCAUAUCCUUUACUGCUGGUCUGUACUGGUCUGUACUGGUCUGUAACCCAUAUCCUUUACUGCUGGUCUGUACUGGUCUGUAACCCAUAUCCUUUACUGCUGGUCUGUACUGAUCUGUACUGGUCUGUACUGGUCUGUAACCCAUAUCCUUUACUGCUGGUCUGUACUGGUCUGUAACCCAUAUCCUUUACUGCUGGUCUGUACUGGUCUGUGACCCAUAUCCUUUACUGCUGGUCUGUACUGGUCUGUACUGGUCUGUACUGGUCUGUAACCCAUAUCCUUUACUGCUGGUCUGUACUGGUCUGUAACCCUUUUCCUUUACUGCUGUCUGUACUGGCCUGUACUGGUCUGUACUGGUCUGUAACCCAUAUCCUUUACUGCUGGUCUGUACUGGUCUGUACUGGUCUGUACUGGUCUGUACUGGCCUGUACUGGUAUGUACUGGUCUGUAACCCAUAUCCUUUACUGCUGGUCUGUACUGGUCUGUACUGGUCUGUAACCCAUAUCCUUUACUGCUGGUCUGUACUGGUCUGUACUGCUCUGUAACCCAUAUCCUUUACUGCUGGUCUGUACUGGUCUGUAACCCAUAUCUUUACUGCUGGUCUGUACUGGUCUGUACUGGUCUGUAACCCAUAUCCUUUACGGCUGUCUGACGCUGGU